GGGACGUCAUGUCACGUGGCUCCCAACCGCCUUCUCCUUGAAACCCAACAAAAUAAUAAUUAUUAUGGAUUAUAAUAAAAUCACCCGAGCGGCGCCUGCUGAAGACGGCAGUACAGGAGAGAAGCCGGGAGACAGCUGGCGGGCAGACACAGCGGGGACGGCGCCCAGUGGGGGCGGGUGAACAGGCCUAGGUCUGUUGUGCGGGUCACGUGGUACUGAGCUGUGGUGUUUCCCCGGUAAAGAUGGCGGCUGUGAGGUAGAAAGCAGCGGCUCGGAGGAACAGCAGCAGUUUCGUGUUCGCACAGCAGCCGAGUGACGACGUCUUCAGGACCAGCACGAUGAUGGACCCAGGGCAGGAUUUAUUGCUCGCUGCUCUGAGUGAGAGUGGCAUCAGCCCCAAUGACCUUUUUGAUGGCGAUUCCUUGGAUAUAGGUGUCAUUGCUCCACCACCAGUCCCGGUCAGCCAGCAGUCUGUGCUAAUAAGUGCUUUAGGAGGAAACAAGGAGACUGAAGCAUCGGUUUCUGUGAAGAAAGAGACCAUGUCUGUAACAGCCCCAGCACUAUUGAAUGUCAGGCCUCCGUCAACUACAACAUUUGUCCUAAAUCAAAUAAACCAAUUGCCAACACUUGGUAACACAAUAGUCAUGACUAAGACUCCGACUGUUACUACCACUCGCCAGACCAUCACAGUAACAAAAUUUCUUCAGACUAGUGCUGCAACAAGGCCAUCCACAGCCACACCUGUUGUCCAGACCACUGUAUCUGCUGUGCCAUCUAAAGAACAAAUCCAGCUAAAAGACCUGCUUAAAACCAGCAGUCUGAAUAAACUAAUGAAACUGAAGCCGCCUUCUAACAUCGCCCAGCCUGUGGCAACUGCUGCAACUGAUCUGAUCAACGGAGCAAAGAAAGAUAUUACUAAUAAAGAAGUGACCAGAAUAUGGAUCAAUGAUGAUAUUAAAAUGAGAAGCUUUUCUCCAACUAAUAAAGUGAAAGAGGAGGAUGAGCCAGAGGAAGAAGAUGAAGAGGAAAUGGGGCAUGCAGAGACCUAUGCAGAAUAUAUGCCGAUAAAACUUAAAGUUGGGCUCAGACAUCCAGAUCCUGUUGUGGAAACCAGUUCCCUGUCAAGUGUGACUCCUGCAGAUGUUUGGUUCCAGACCUCGAUUCCUGAGGAGACCAUUGAUAACGGCUGGCUGUCAGCACUGCAGUUAGAAGCAGUCACUUACGCUGCCCAGCAACAUGAAACCUUCCUUCCUAAUGGUGAAAGAGCUGGAUUCCUGAUUGGGGAUGGUGCAGGAGUUGGGAAAGGGAGAACAAUUGCUGGAAUUAUCUUUGAAAACUACUUGUUAAGUAGAAAAAGAUCUUUGUGGUUCAGUGUCUCAAAUGACUUAAAGUACGAUGCUGAAAGAGACUUGAGAGACAUUGGAGCUAAAAAUAUUCAGGUCCACUCUUUAAACAAGUUUAAAUAUGGAAAAAUUUCAUCCAAGCAUAAUGGUAGUGUGAAGAAAGGGGUUAUAUUUGCUACAUAUUCCUCGCUGAUUGGAGAAAGCCAGUCUGGAGGGAAAUACAAAACUCGCUUAAAGCAGCUUCUUCACUGGUGCGGAGAGGAUUUUGAUGGUGUUAUUGUAUUUGAUGAAUGCCACAAGGCAAAAAAUCUAUGUCCAGUUGGUUCUUCAAAACCAACAAAAACUGGCUUGGCGGUACUGGAGCUUCAGAACAAGCUGCCUAAAGCCAGAGUUAUAUAUGCUAGUGCCACAGGUGCCUCUGAACCAAGAAAUAUGGCUUAUAUGAGUCGUCUAGGAAUUUGGGGUGACGGUACUCCCUUUAGAGAAUUUAAUGAUUUCAUCCAGGCUGUGGAAAGAAGGGGUGUUGGUGCCAUGGAAAUUGUGGCCAUGGACAUGAAAUUGAGGGGCAUGUACAUUGCAAGACAGCUAAGCUUCACUGGUGUCACCUUCAAAAUUGAAGAAGUUCCGCUCUCCCUGGAUUAUGUCAAAAUGUACAACAAGUCUGUUAAACUGUGGGUGCUGGCCAGAGAGAGGUUUCAACAAGCUGCAGAUCUAAUUGAUGCCGAGCAGAGGAUGAAAAAGUCUAUGUGGGGUCAGUUCUGGUCGGCACAUCAGAGGUUUUUCAAAUACCUCUGCAUAGCAUCUAAAGUUAGAAGAGUGGUACAGCUAGCCAGAGAAGAAAUAAAGAAUGGAAAGUGUGUUGUCAUUGGUCUCCAGUCUACUGGAGAGGCAAGAACUCUGGAGGCUUUAGAGGAAGGAGGGGGAGAACUAAAUGACUUUGUGUCGACUGCAAAGGGUGUACUACAGUCUCUGAUUGAGAAGCACUUUCCAGCGCCAGAUCGUAAGAAACUAUUUAGCCUUCUUGGAAUAGACUUAACAGCGCAAAGCAAUAACAACUCUCCUAGAGAGAGUCCCAGCAAAGACAGCAAAACAAAGAAGAGGAAAGGUGAAGAGCUGUCACGGGAUGCCAAGAAACCUCGUAAAACAGGUGGGCUUGCUGGCAGCAGCUCAGAUGAGAUGGACAGCGGCUCUGACUCUUCUGACAAAGAGGCUGAAAGCGGAAGUGAAAGCUUUAAGUCUGUGAGCUCUGGAGACGAUGAAGACGAUUUUAAUCCAUUUCGAGAUGAGUCAAGCGGUGAUGAUGAAGAUGAUCCUUGGCUGAUUAGAAAAGAACACAAGAAGAGUAAAAAUAAAAAGAAAAAGAGAAAAAUUGAUCCAGACUCUAUUCACAGUGCCUUAUUAGCGUCAGGACUAGGGUCAAAGCGGCCCAGCUUUUCAUCUGCUGUCAAAUCUGUUGCUGCAAGCACUGCCCCCAGCCUUCCAGCUAUUUCUAGUAAUGCAAUUUCCAGUACUACCAAUGCUAGUAUCAGCUGCAUGACCAGUCAGGAUGCUGUGGAAAGGGCUCAACAAAUGAAGAAAGAGCUUCUGGAUAAACUGGAUAACUUGGCAGAAGCGUUGCCCCCAAAUACAUUGGAUGAGUUGAUUGACGAGCUUGGAGGACCGGAUAAUGUGGCAGAGAUGACUGGUCGGAAAGGUAGAGUGGUCAGUAAUGAUGAUGGAAGCAUAUCGUAUGAGUCUCGAUCAGAACUUGAUGUACCCGUAGAAAUCCUAAAUAUCACUGAAAAGCAGCGGUUUAUGGAUGGUGAAAAGAAUAUAGCAAUCAUCUCAGAAGCUGCCAGUUCAGGAAUUUCAUUACAAGCCGACCGCAGAGCUAAGAAUCAGAGGAGAAGAGUGCACAUGACACUGGAAUUGCCUUGGAGUGCAGAUCGAGCAAUUCAGCAGUUUGGUAGGACACACAGAUCUAAUCAAGUUACUGCCCCAGAGUAUGUCUUCCUUAUCUCAGAGCUAGCUGGAGAACAAAGAUUUGCUUCAAUUGUUGCCAAGAGAUUGGAAAGUUUGGGGGCUUUGACACAUGGCGAUAGAAGAGCAACAGAAUCCAGGGAUCUGAGUCGCUUUAACUUUGAUAACAAGUAUGGCAGAAAUGCUUUGGAAAUUGUUAUGAAGUCUAUUGUGAGCCUGGAUUCCCCUUUGGUUUCUCCUCCAUCAGAUUUUCCUGGCGAUUUCUUUAAAGAUGUCCGUCAAGGGUUGAUUGGAGUUGGCCUUAUAAAUGUUGAAGACCGAUCUGGAAUUUUGACUCUUGAUAAAGAUUACAACAAUAUUGGAAAGUUUCUUAACCGUAUCUUGGGCAUGGAAGUGCACCAGCAAAAUGCUCUCUUUCAGUACUUCUCCGACACACUUAAUGCAGUUAUACAGAAUGCAAAAAAGAAUGGCAGAUAUGAUAUGGGUAUUCUAGAUCUUGGUUCUGGAGAUGAGAAGGUUAGAAAAACGGAGGUUAAGAAGUUCCUGACCCCAGGUUAUUCCACUUCGGGUCAUGUGGAAUUGUACACAAUAAGUGUAGAAAGAGGAAUGUCUUGGGAGGAUGCAACUAAACUCUGGGCUGAACAGACUGCACCCGAUGAUGGGUUUUAUUUAUCACUACAGAUAAGAAAUAAUAAGAAAACUGCUAUUUUAGUAAAAGAAAUCAACCCCAAAAAAAAGCUUUUCCUAGUGUACAGGCCCAAUACUGGAAAGCAACUGAAACUUGAAACAUUGUCAGAAUUGAGAAAGAAAUAUAAGAAGGUAACGUCUGAUGAUGCCUUUUCUCACUGGAAAGAACAGUACACAUCAUCUGCUGAUAUAUGUACACAUGCUUAUUGGAGAGGUAAUUGUAAAAAGGCAAGCUUAGGACUGGUGUGCGAAAUAGGCUUGCGCUGCCGGAUAUAUUAUGUUCUGUGUGGAUCUGUCUUAAGUGUCUGGACUAAAGUGGAAGGAGUUCUAGCCUCCGUUAGUGGCACAAAUGUGAAAAUGCAAAUAGUUCGAUUACGAACGGAAGAUGGGCAAAGAAUUGUUGGUCUAAUCAUUCCAGCAAACUGUGUAUCACCGCUUAUAAGUCUGUUAUCAACUUCAGACCAGUCUCAGCAGAUUGCAGUACAACAGCAACAGAUGUGGCAGCAACUUCAUCCUCAGAGUAUCAGCAAUUUCAGCACCCCAUAGAUAUCUGCCAAGCAGAAACUUGGACAUAGUAAGAAACCGUAGAGACCGUAACAGGGCACACGAAUCAGGGACAGAUUCCAAAGAGUUCAGUCUACGUGCGUGUAGUUGAACACUGUUUUGUCGAACACCAGGAUUUGGCGUACAUCAAGAGACCUUCGAGGCGAUCUGCAAGUUCCUUUAUAGUGGCACAUACUUUUCUUUUUCCCUUACACUAUUGGUGCUUCCCAUUAGCUCCAGCUUUCAUAGUCCUUAAUUUAAUGUUCCAUUUAAUUUUUUAUUUUUUUUCCCCCCCCAGAUCACUCUUUCGUUCCUCUGUGCAACAUGGAGGCAGAAACACACUGCUUUGUUUUUCAUUUAUGUCCCAUAUAGUGCUCAGGGUCUUAUUUGGUAAUCAUUUUUAAAGGGGAGCUUUUCAUAAAUGCAUGUACAAGGAAGGUAUGACGCAUAAACCAAUAUAUGUAUAUAAAAGAUUUUCCUAACGUGUAAUAAGGAUGCAUGCUUUCAUAAAUGCACUGUAUUUAAAAGGGUAUAUUUGUGUUCUCCCCUACAUUGGUUAAUGCAGCGCAUGUCUUUGAAAGCAUGAAUACAAAGACUUUGGCAAGUCCCGAUCCACGGGGAACAAUCAGUUCCUGAUCUCCACUUAGCCUGUUUUAUUUUUACAUAGUGUUUUAAAUUUAAUUAUUUAAGUUUGGGUGUAUGAUGCUAUUUCAACACAUUUGCUCUUAAAAUUGUGAUGGAAAUGUAAUAUUUUAAGUGUAAAAAGGACAUUUUCUAAUGUGCUGCAGCAAAGGUCUUGUGCCUAUUGUCUUUUUUUUUUUUUUUUUUUCCCCUCCCUCUUUGGCAUCAAAAAUGGGAACAUGCAAACCAUUUUGAUUAUUCAUUUAUAUUUUUUUUAUUUUUUUCUUUACAAAUUACUUUAUUGUAAUUAAAUAAACAAAUUUGACUGGUAAAAUAAGGCACAUCUUGAAUGGUACACUGUUAUGUAGAUCACUCAAGGCUCCCUGCUGUGUGUCGUUUUGCCUUCUCUGUAACUUGAAUACAAUUUACUAUGUUGUAAGACAUUGUAGAGUUUCUUCAGCUGUUUAAAAUUGUAAUGUACAAAUGUGAAUAGUUAUCUAUAAUAUGGUUUUUUUUUUUUGUUUUUUUUUUCCGCCUUCGAUAGUUCAUGUUUAUAAGGAAGUGAAAAAGACAAUGUUUGUCAUUUCUUGCUUGCACAGGUUGCACUAUUUGAACGUUUUGAGACUGUAUAAACCUGUUUGGGGACAUUUAAAAUUACCCUGAGGUAUUUACACCUUAGAGGGAACAAAUAAAAUUCAUUGUACUAA
This is a messenger RNA of Bufo gargarizans (Asiatic toad), 5860 nucleotides long. RefSeq names its product strawberry notch homolog 1 (gene SBNO1). The record is from RefSeq and is a predicted model, not a curated record. Bases 339 to 4535 code for a protein of 1398 amino acids. Gene Ontology annotation, molecular function: histone binding; chromatin DNA binding. NCBI's taxonomy places the organism in Eukaryota, Metazoa, Chordata, Amphibia, Anura, Bufonidae. Gene Ontology annotation, biological process: regulation of DNA-templated transcription. Gene Ontology annotation, cellular component: nucleus. The transcript is spliced from 32 exons.